Messenger RNA from Microtus oregoni (creeping vole), 1273 nucleotides. It is a transcript of the gene Tmem156, whose product is annotated as transmembrane protein 156. NCBI's taxonomy places the organism in Eukaryota, Metazoa, Chordata, Mammalia, Rodentia, Cricetidae. The record is from RefSeq and is a predicted model, not a curated record. Bases 1 to 939 code for a protein of 312 amino acids. The transcript is spliced from 7 exons.
AUGACAGAAACAGCUUUUCUUAAAUUAUUUGUGGCAAUCGUGGUCACAUUCAUUUUAGUCUUGCCAGAAUUUUUCAAGACACCGAAAGAAAGAACACGAGAGCUCGCCUGCCGGGAAGUGUGUUUAUUACCCAAUCUCACCUAUCCGCUUCCCUCCUUCAAUUUUUCUUCUGUGGCUUUUCUGCACCCGGCAGAGGAAACACAGACUGUCAUGGGACUCUUUCCAAAUCACUCCAGUGUCCAAAGCUUCACUGAGAGUUGCCAAGGCAUCACGAAUGGAUUUCCGAUGUGCUCCUUGUGUUUGGUCUGCGAAUCCAAAGGAGACACGGAUUUCAUUUCUCAGGAACAAAUAUCAAAAGGUCUCAUCACGACAGGAUCACUGGAAGUGAAGGCAAACGACUUUUACUCACCCUGCCAGCACUAUAAUGUCACCGUCGCUCUUCUAGUUGACCCUAUGAAAGAAUAUAACGCUACCUGUACCCCUGAAGCCCACCCUGGGAAACCACCCAGGGGAGAUUCUCUAAACCACACUUGUGGAAUUAUGGAAAACAUGAGUAACUGUACUCAUGUUUCCUUGCGCCUCGCAAUAGAUGUGAAAUCUGUCACUUGUCCCAUGAAGAUCACUUGGUACAUUUUAGUGUUAUUAGUUUUUAUGGUCGGCAUCAUCCUCAUUAUCCACAAAAUCCUUGAGGACCACAGGAGAGUGCGGAGGUGGCAGAGUCGUAAACCCAAAUCUGCAACCGUUCUCUUAAGAGGAAGUGACUCUGCGAAGCUGAGCGUCUUGAAUAUGACGGCUAUUCCAGAGUCCACUGGAAGGCUGCCCUCGGUGCGGAUCAUGGAGAUGCUCCCCCCAAUACCAGAACUCGAAGUCACUUCUGCAGUGCUCCAGCAAGAUCAAUAUACACAGCUAUCCUUGGACAGUCUGGACCAAAGACUUUGAGGAGUUUGGGUCCAACUGAGGAAGUACCGAUAGGUGAAUGGCAGCGAGGAGACCCUGGCUGCUGAGAACUGGAGAGCGUCUGACCCACGAGACCAAGGAGACGAGUGCGUCAGAGUUGCCGUGAGCCAAGGAGGAACAAGCUGAUGGAGUUCAUGGGAGAGCAAGCGGGCGCUGACCUCUUCCAGCCAUCAUUACCUGCUCUACUCAGUGUGGGCCUGAGGACUUCAUCUUGAGGAACCAAGAACGACCAAGGAUGAAAGUCCUCUCGCUGGGUCAUGUUGCAGGCACAGGAUGGUUUUCUCCUACACAGAUGGACAGUUUCUAGUUGGUAAAU